Messenger RNA from Galendromus occidentalis (western predatory mite), 4573 nucleotides. Its product is annotated as glutamate receptor 3. The record is from RefSeq and is a predicted model, not a curated record. NCBI's taxonomy places the organism in Eukaryota, Metazoa, Arthropoda, Arachnida, Mesostigmata, Phytoseiidae. Gene Ontology annotation, biological process: phosphocreatine biosynthetic process. Gene Ontology annotation, cellular component: membrane. The coding region runs from base 1 to 3975 and encodes 1324 amino acids. The transcript is spliced from 19 exons. Gene Ontology annotation, molecular function: creatine kinase activity; ligand-gated monoatomic ion channel activity.
AUGUUGUUAGUCGCCGUUUUCCUCUUGGCAGUGAGAACUGAAGCCGCUUUGAAGAUCGGCGGUCUGGUGAGCGCUGGACACUCGCGUACGAAAGAACUGCUCGAGGAAAUCAUCAAAGAGAGAUCUUCGAAUCUCCCGACACAGAAUCGUAUGCAUCCGGAAAUUGCAUACGUGGAAGCGAACGCCACGUUCGCCAUCAGUAACACAGCUUGCAGUCAGAUAGGCCAGGGAGUGUCGGCUGUUAUUUCGUCGUGCAGCGGGACUGUGCACGAAACUUUGAACAGCCUCUCGAAAAGCCUUAAUUUGCCAUACAUCAACACAGCUCCCGACGUCGUUGAUUCGGCGUUUCGCAGUCGGGCUGCCGAAUCGGAUGAGAAAGAAUUUACAAUCGUGCUAGCUCCAUCGACUGCCAAAGCGACCGCCGAUCUCAUCCACAGCAAUAAAUGGAGAGACAUUUACUUCAUUUACGACAAGCCCGAAGGACUCGACGAACUCGAACACAUCCUCGCCGAACUGCCAAGGGACGCUGAAGUCGAAGUCAAGGGACUCCACCAAGUCACUUCGAACUCGUCCGCCUUGAAUUACCUCCAGGAAGUGGAGAACGCGGCAUGGGACGUAGAGAAACAUUUUAUUUUGGCGAUGGAUGUCAAAAUGGCCAAACGAGUGGUGGAACUGGCGUAUCGUAAGAAACGAGCGUAUUCCCAUUUCAUCGUUCCAAGAUUCACUGUGAAACAGUUCUGGUCCGACGUCAGGAUGUUCGAUCAGUCCACGGUGGCGAGUUUCCAAAUCAUCGACGAAAUCGAGUUCAAAAACAUGAAGAGCAUGAGGGGCGGUGUGUCGACCCCGAAGAACCCUGAAGAUGAGAACGUUAACGAAGAGGAGGCGUUCCUUAUGGACGCCGGCCAACUUCUCGCAGAAACGGUCCAAGCCAUCAGCAGGGAGCAACCGGUCGUCGCUGGAGAAAUCUUCAAAGAGCUCUCUCAGAUCCAAGCCUCGGUCUCCUGCUAUCGAACUCCCCUGGAACCCUAUGCGCAAGGGCGGACGAUCGUCGAGCUCAUGCGAAAGAUCCGCUUCAAGGGUAGCACCGGUCAGGUGAGAUUCAACGAACGAGGCAGGCGGACCGAGUACCAGCUCAGCGUUGUGGAGCUUACCUCGAAUUCAGAGGCAGAGAAGGUGGGUUCAUGGAGUGAUCGUGAGGGAUUGCGAUUUCUCAACGAACACGAACGACAAGCAAGACGCUCCCGAGUCAAGCAGGACGUGAACAAGAACAUCAUCAUCACAACAAUCAUUGAACGCCCCUUUUUGUUCUUCAAAGAUGAAAACGACACCCGACCCCACAUCGACAACGUGGACGGGUACAUCAAGGACCUCAUCGAACGUGUCAUGCGUGACAUUCCCGGUAGACCGCAAUUCGAUAUUCACUUCGUGAAAGACGGCAAAUUCGGCUACAAAGAUCCCAAACAGGCCUCCGGGUGGAACGGGCUCAUCGGAGAGGUGCUCCGCAAGGACGCCGAUAUCGCUAUCGCACCUCUCACCGUGACGACCGAACGAGCGAAAGUCGUUCACUUCAGCCAGCCCUUCAUGAGUUCCGGAAUCGCGGCGAUCGCACAUAACGGCGCCGAUGACCUCUUCAACAUCAGGACUCCGUUCGCCUUCCUUCGACCACUGGACUACAAGAUCUGGCUGUGCUUCCUCGGGGCGUACUUGGUGGUUGCUACGAUUCUUCUGAUAAUCAACUUGAUAAAUCUGGCUGUCGCCACUCCUCCGGUCGACCCGCCAACACCAUGCAGACAUUUCUAUAACUCGGUCUGGUACGCGUUCGGGAUGUUCAUGUCGGAAGAAUGCAAUAAUUGCCGUCCCAAGUCCUUGGGUUCACGAGUCAUCGGAUGUUCUUGGUGGCUUUUCAUCUUCUGCUUCCUUUCAAUCUACACAGCCCAAUUGUGGAUCAAUGAACCUUUUUCGCCCACUGGAGAGAAUCUACCCAAGUGCACACGGGAGCUCCUGUAUCAGAACGAAAUUGAAUACGGUCUGGUGCGGGGCUCUGUCAGCGAAGAUUUCUUCAGGAAUACGGACGACGAAGAAUACAAAGAAAUGUACAAGCGCAUGCUCUCCUUCAACGACAGCGUCAUCGGAAGUUAUUCAAAGGCAAUCGAUCGUAUCCGCAACAACUCGCGAUUCAUCGUGUUCGCAGAUAGCAAUCUCGUGAGAUACACAUCAGCGAGAGAACCUUGCGACACCAUCCAGGUCGGUACAGAUUUGCGACGUUCGCAGUACGCCAUCGCAACUUCGAAGCAUUUCGCUCUGCGAAGGAAAAUCGAUGAGAUCAUUACCUCUCUGCGGGACGAGGGAUUCCUCGAGCACCUGGAGAGUAAAUGGUUCGGGGAACAAGCCCUAGACUGUCCCAGUGAGACACCGGUCAUCGCUCCUAGUUUUCUUUCCGGUCGGAAGAAAUCCGAAGUUGCUCGACCACUAGGCGUCCGCCGAGUUUUGGGAUGGUUCUUCAUCUUAGGACUAGGAUUGCUGAUUGCGCUUUUCAUCACGAUCUGCGAGGUCUAUUGCAAAAAACCGAAGAAAAUCCGAUCACCCGAAGAAAUUGCCGAAAGGAGAGCCGCUCGAGAGGCUAAGAAAAACAAGAAGUCUAAAAAAGACAAGGCUGAAGAGGUCGAAACGCAACAGCUCACGGCCCAUGAGGCGCCAAUAGGAAACUCGCAAAUCGAUGAUGGAGCGUCGACGAAACGCGAUGACGCCACGCUGAAGAAGAGAGGAAUUCCGCGCGAGAUGAAGAUUGAUGAGGAGUAUCCGGCCGACGAUGGAGGCUUCAAAAGGACCGAGUUGCCCCCCAUCGCCGACGUGGAGCCCUUCACCGAUACGGAUUCCAGGUGUACGACUUCGUAUCCAACAAUGGUUGACCAGGCUAUCAAGGAUAAGCUCGAAGCUGGCUUUGCCAAGCUUCAAGGAGCCGCGGACUGCAAGUCUCUGGUGAAAAAAUACCUCACCAGGCAGGUGCUCGAUGAGCUCAAGGAUAAGAAGACGGCUAUGGGAGCGACCCUCCUCGACGUCGUUCAAUCCGGCAUGGAGAAUCUCGACUCGGGAGUCGGCGUGUACGCUCCCGAUGCGGAGUCUUAUAAGACUUUCGCUCCGUUGUUUGAUCCCAUCAUCGAUGAUUACCAUCAAGGGUUCAAGCCCACCGACAAGCACCCCCAAUCUGACUUCGGAGAUCUCAACCAGCUCGUCAACGUGGAUCCCGAAGGCAAAUUCGUUAUCUCCACCCGCGUUCGUUGCGGUCGCUCUCUGCAGGGCUAUCCUUUCAACCCCUGCCUCACCGAGAACCAAUACAAGGAGAUGGAGGCGAAGGUCUCUUCUACCCUGAAGGCUCUCGACGGUGAACUCAAGGGAACUUACUACCCCUUGACCGGAAUGGACAAAGCCACCCAACAGCAGUUGAUCGACGAUCACUUCCUCUUCAAGGAGGGCGAUCGCUUCUUGCAAGCUGCCAACGCUUGUCGAUACUGGCCCGCUGGCCGUGGCAUCUACCACAACGAUGCCAAAACUUUCCUCGUCUGGUGCAACGAAGAAGAUCAUCUUCGCAUCAUUUCCAUGCAGAAGGGAGGCGAUCUCAAACAAGUUUUCGGUCGUCUUACUGCCGCGGUCAAGGCCAUUGAGGCUAAGCUGCCUUUCUCUCGGGACGAUCGUCUUGGCUACCUGACAUUCUGCCCCACUAACCUGGGGACAACCAUCCGGGCCUCCGUGCACAUCGCUCUGCCCAAGCUCGCCGCCGACCGCGCAAAGCUCGAGGAAAUCGCCUCUAAGUACUCUCUGCAAGUCCGCGGAACCCGUGGUGAGCACACCGAGUCCGAAGGCGGAGUUUACGACAUUUCCAACAAGCGGCGUAUGGGUCUGACCGAGUUCCAGGCCGUCAAGGAGAUGCAGGACGGUAUCCUUGAGAUGAUCAAGAUGGAGAAGGCUGCCGCCUAAGAAGGACACCGUUCUCCUCCCAAGUAUCCUUUCUCGGAAGGGCCGAGUUUCGCUGCGAUGUGCUAGGCAAUGCUAACGUUCAACACACUGCGCUGUUCACGAUCGUCGCUUUGCAACUUUUCGCCGCUGUCCGACGUCGUUGCUCGCUCGAGCUCCGACAGCGAAGCAGUUUCUUUAGGUGUGACGUCGUUCCAGAGUUGCGAUCGUAGCGAAUGAGUCAUGUUCAAUAAUUCUGAUCGAUUGAUCGAUCGUCAAAUAUUCGACUGAUCGAUUGGUCGAUCUUUCUGAUUGGUCAAAAUCGUUUUUUCCCGUUGGUGAAUCCUUUGAAACUAUAAUUCCUACUGUCAUCAUUGGUAUGUUGAUGCUGAUCGAUACGUAGCUCGUUUAAGAGACGACAAAAACCCGAACGGGUGUCAUCGAAGCACUACACACGUUCGAGUCGAGGACCCAGACAUCAGCCUACUGUCCUUAGUAUAAGGCCUUAUACGUAAGGUGCAGAUGAUGUUUCUGGGCCGUCUAAGCUCAAUCAACUUUGAUAGUCACCUAUUAUCAUUAUUUCGGUACGCGAGAUGAUAAUAAAUACAACAAACGAUUAAUA